Molecule: messenger RNA, 1506 nt
Organism: Melopsittacus undulatus (budgerigar)
Lineage: Eukaryota; Metazoa; Chordata; Aves; Psittaciformes; Psittaculidae
Gene: ELAVL2
Product: ELAV like RNA binding protein 2
Exons: 6
Coding region: 13-1140 (375 amino acids)
Cellular component (GO): ribonucleoprotein complex
Molecular function (GO): RNA binding
Source: RefSeq, a predicted model, not a curated record
CUCCAAACUAACAUGGCAGUCAGACUGUGUGAUGUGGCUUCUCUGCUUAGAAGUGGUUCGUGGGCAGCAGAGCCUUGGACUGGGCAGGUAAUUGCUGCCAUGGAAACACAACUGUCUAAUGGACCAACUUGCAAUAACACAACCCAUGGUUCAACCACCAUAAACAACUGCUCAUCACCAGUUGAUUCUGGGAAUGCAGAAGACAGCAAGACCAAUUUAAUAGUCAACUACCUUCCUCAAAACAUGACACAAGAGGAACUGAAGAGUCUCUUUGGCAGCAUUGGUGAGAUAGAAUCCUGCAAGCUUGUCAGGGACAAAAUAACAGGGCAGAGCUUGGGUUAUGGCUUUGUGAACUAUGUGGAACCGAAGGAUGCUGAAAAAGCUAUCAGUACUCUGAAUGGAUUGAGACUUCAAACUAAAACCAUAAAAGUUUCCUAUGCACGACCAAGCUCAGCUUCUAUCAGAGAUGCAAAUUUGUACGUUAGUGGACUUCCAAAAACCAUGACCCAGAAGGAACUGGAACAGCUCUUUUCCCAUUAUGGACGCAUUAUUACUUCUCGUAUUCUGGUUGAUCAAGUCUCAGGAGCAUCAAGGGGUGUAGGGUUUAUUCGGUUUGACAAGCGAAUUGAAGCAGAAGAAGCUAUCAAGGGCUUGAAUGGCCAGAAACCUCCAGGUGCCACAGAGCCCAUCACUGUAAAGUUUGCGAACAAUCCAAGCCAAAAAAACAAUCAGGCCAUCCUUUCCCAGCUGUACCAUUCUCCAAACAGAAGGUAUCCAGCACCUCUGGCUCAGCAGGCUCAACGUUUUAGUAGGUUUCCUCCAAUGACCAUUGAUGGAAUGACCAGCUUGGCUGGAAUUAAUAUCCCUGGACAUGCAGGAACUGGAUGGUGCAUUUUUGUAUACAACUUGGCCCCUGAUGCUGAUGAGAGUAUCCUCUGGCAAAUGUUUGGACCCUUUGGAGCAGUAACCAAUGUGAAAGUCAUCCGUGACUUUAACACCAACAAGUGCAAAGGUUUUGGAUUUGUGACUAUGACAAACUAUGAUGAGGCAGCUAUGGCAAUAGCUAGCCUGAAUGGAUAUCGCCUUGGGGACAGAGUAUUGCAGGUCUCCUUCAAAACAAACAAAACACACAAAGCCUAACAAGUUAUUCUCAGUGCAUUAAUACAUGAAAAACUAUACAACAAAGGCAAUUUACAAGAUGCUUUAUGAAUUUGUAAAUGCUUUUGUUGUAUGUCAGUGUGGAAAUGGGGAUAAAAAGACUACUUAGCAUCCUAAGAGUAUGUGAGAUUUUUUUAUUGCUAAUAUUUGAAUUGAAACUUCUUAAAUAUCUUUUGUGUUCGAAUAUUGACAAGAGACACAGGGUUUUUACCUGUCACAAUGCAUAUUCUAUUACCUUCUUUGAAGAAGGUGGACCUAAUGAAAUGUUUCAGUUAAAGAAAAGUUGUUUUUUGUUUUUGUUUUUAUACAUGACUGCCUUCAACCUAUGAGCAAAUAGUGAGGCUGUGU